Cladocopium goreaui is the source of this 2781-nucleotide messenger RNA. NCBI's taxonomy places the organism in Eukaryota, Dinophyceae, Suessiales, Symbiodiniaceae. The record is from the annotation of a GenBank genome assembly.
AUGUCCGGGGCGGACAAUAGCAAGGCUGACAAGCAGAAGGCAGCGCUGGCGGAAGGCGUUGUGGAGCCACCAGCCAAGAAGGUUCGAGGAAAGAAGGCUGCAGCUGCACCCGAAGGUGUCGUUGCUGCUGCAGAAUCAGCAGUAGCCCAUCAAGAUGCGUCCACUGGAACGAUUGCUGCGCCAGAGGCCAUGAAAUGCAAUGGUGAAAUUUUUGCAAAACAUUUGCAGAAUGUGCGCGUGUUUCGGGAACAGGCAGUAGCACAAGACCUUGUCCAAAUGAAGCCGCAAAACAGCGGUUUUCUUCAAGUCUUCGAUGCUCAAAAAGCCUUGGCAGCUCUCAAGCAGGAAGGGCGGUACCAGUGCUGCAUCAACUUGAUGUGGCUUGAUCAGAGUUACAGCACUUCACCGCAUGUGCCGCUGAACCAAGGCGCCAUCUCGAAACUGAAGGCGCAUUUUUUCAGCAAGCCGCAGAGACUCGAGCAGCAAGCGCUCACAGUAGCGAUUUUGCAAGCGGAACUAGAUGCUGGCACAUUUCCGGCAGUUGGCACAUGGAAGCGAGUCUCUCCCGAGGAGAGUGUCAUGGCAUGGUUCGAAGCUGCGUCUGAUGACGCGGCGCUGUUCAGGGAUGGGGCAGCCGAGAAGGAAGCCGAUGUGCAAGAAUGGCUGCGCCAUUGUUUAUCGACAUCGUGUUUGAUCAAAGUUGUGGAUAGCCUGGGGGAACUUCAAUGGGUCAGUGCCCAGCUCAGAGAAGACAUGUCCCAGCUGGCAGUCCUGCAGCGCACUCCAACACAAAGAAUCUUCGAUGUGGUCUCCAAGAAGGAAAGCAUGGGAACGAACUUCACAGCUGAGGCGCUGGUCCAGUUGUACGACAAGAAGUUGAAAUGGAGCUCCACCGCAGAGAAACUGUCAAUUGGCUUUGUGAAUUCCAGCUGUCUCAUCAUGGACAGAGCCCUUCGCAUUGAAGCGGUGCUGAAAAUAGUCUUGCUGGAGGAGGCAAGCGACGAUCCCAUUUGGAAAACCGUGAGCUUGCUGCAAGGGACUGUCAGCAGAACCUCUCGUCCAGAAGAGGUUCAGUGGCUUUUCGAAUAUAUGAGGGAUGCCAAGUUGGCAGGUUUCUUAAAAGCAGAUGGUUUGACGACACGGUCGCUCCUUGGCACGUCAAAGGAUCACAACAAGGGAUAUGUGGACCUGGUGCUGUACAAGCUGCGGUUCAAGAACUACUGGGUUUCUGAGUUCCUCACCACAGAGGCCAAGGACCUGAAGGACCUCCUCUUCCGGGACACCUACGAUGAUCACCUCAAGACUGGCUUGCGCCAGGGUAAGGCUCCAGUGGAUUGCUUGCAAGUGGACAAUCCCCUGGGCGAGAAGGUGUCUGAACUGAAGGCACUCUUGAGGCAAGAAACAGAUGCUCUGAGGGCUGAAGCAGCGGUAACUGCUGCGCAGCAGCCUGCCGAAGUGGUUGAAACAGAAGAAACACGCAUGAAAGACCGUUCGCCUGCCUUUGUCUCCUUUCUCGAGAAUGUUCAAGCAAAAGUAGGGGAAAUCAAAAACGAGGAAACUCUGCAGCUCAUUGGCACCUAUGAAGAAAAGGCGAGGAACCUUUUCAACAGCAAUGUCAGCUUGGCAGUGCUGCCGAACUCGGCAACUGACAUCGGCAAGAUCUUGGAUGCCUCGACGGCUGCCGCUGUUCGAGGUUCAGGUCCGGCCUGGACUGGUGUGCUUGUCGAUCCGAGCCAGUGGGGAGAAGCCAUUACAUCUCCAAACAUCCGAAAUCCUCCUUUGAACUUGCAGCUGGUGAAGCAGUUCAUGAAUGCCGUGAUCCGCAACAGAGACAAACAGUCCCUGCAGCUUCACGAUCGGGACAUUGUCAUCUACUUUGAUGGCUUCACCCCGAACAACACAAGCAAGGUCCUGGCUUCCAUGCAGAACUCAUCAGGAAACGUCAUUUCCAAGAAUGUUAUGACGGUGUACUUGUCUUAUGAUGAGGAUUCGCUGCGUGCCAGGCGUCAGUACGUGAAAGCGAACUCCACCAUUUUCCAACAGAUUGAGGUGAUGUCACUCGUGACCCAUGAGCCGUUCAAUGACUCCAUGACCUACCGCAGCCGAACGCUCUUCAAAGGCUCCAGCCUUGGCAACAAGAUCGGCGAUGUGGUAAUGGAUGCGCCUGGCACCCUUUGGAGCUUGACCCUGAAGGAUUUUGCGCCCGCAAUGCCUGCGUUUGUUCUGAUUCAUGAGAAGAUCGAUCUUUUUGGAAAAUACCGAGUCGCAGUGGGAGGGCGAACAACAGGAGAUGGCGAUUCGCACCGAGGGGUGUCUGCAAGGAAGCAAAGCACCCUCGAGCCGGUGUUCUGGCACUCGAGACCAUUGGCCUUGUGCUACGAGGUGAUCAUGUCGUACAACCUGACAUCCAUUGUGGACGCAGGUUCAUCGGAUGGAAAUUGGGCGCUAGCAUGUUGCCUCAAGAGAAUUCCCUACCAAGGUUUCUGCCUCACAGAAAAACAUUUGGAGUCUGUGACGGAGAGGGUGAUCACGGAAUUGAUGUUGAAGAUGCUGAGCAGCAAGAAGCCUGUCUACGAGCCAAAACUUGCAGCCCGUUUGGGCGGUGACCGCAGUGGUGACCGCAUUGGCGGUGCAGGUAGCAGCUCUGGCCAGACGGUACCACCUACACCGGCUACCAACACAGUCACCCCUGCUGCCUCUGGCAAUCCUGCAGCAGGAUCCGGUAGCACUGCUACGGCUGUGCUUGAUGAGUUCCAGCGUCAAUUGCAAGGCCUGUCCUGA